Messenger RNA from Anthostomella pinea, 3609 nucleotides. Lineage: Eukaryota; Fungi; Ascomycota; Sordariomycetes; Xylariales; Xylariaceae. The record is from the annotation of a GenBank genome assembly.
AUGGAGCAAGAUAUGGAUGUGAGUUGGAUGACACAUGGGAAAGACAAACUCGGCAAGCAUGGUCAGAAUGGCAAGUCGUCAUCGGACCCCCUUCCUGCCACCGAUGCCACCGAUACCACCUCGUCCAGCCAGCCGUUAGAAUCCGCAACCCCGAGCAAGAUUAACGGAAAGGCUUCCUCGUCAUCGCCUUCGCCUGCCCCUUCACCAGCUGCCCAGACCGCGCCCGCAUCACCCAGCGCUGCCAAGCCUAUACCACAACGGCCCGGCAGAACGAGGAGUCAGUCAAACGAGUCAUCGACAAGCGCCAACGGCCCGCCACUGCAAAGGAAAGGAUCAUGGUUCUCUAAUAUAUCUUCCAAGUUCUCCGGCUCCCCUGCGAACCCAGUAGCUCCUCCGCCAAACCCAAGCUCUGUACCCGAAUCGGAUGCCGACGCGGACGAUGUAACCCCUUUGCCCAAAAUCACUCCGAACAAGAAUGCUGUCCUUCCGCACGCAUCGCGGCAAACAGGCGAUGCCCCGUACACCCCUGCACCCCCAAGGAGCGCUCAGCCGGGCUUCCUGGGAGUAUUCCGUCGCUUAUCUUCAUCGAACGGAACUGCUACGCUAGGCUCGAAGGCUAGCCAUGGCCUUGUCGAGCGAAAGGUGUUGAAUGUUGAUAAGCACCGGGAGCGGUGUCGUGUGACCGAACUUAGCCAAGCAAAACUCCGUCGAGUUGCUUUCUGUGUUGAUGUCGAGAUUGCGCCACCGCCAAAAUAUGGAGACGAAGAGACUCCCUGCAAGAAGCCUGCCGACAAGACGCAGAAGCGAAAGCUUACCGAGAAGAGUGAAGGAUUGGCUUUAAAAGACCCAAAGGCUUUGGAAGAGCAGAAAGAGGGUAACGGGGUGGUGAAGGCCACUGGUGAGGUGCUUCCAAAGGAGCCUGAAAGAGAAGGCACAGAGACAGAGCAGACAAACGCACACAAGAAGGAGAACAGUACAGCGCAAUGCGAAGAGCCCAAGUCGGAGAAGGAGACAUCGCGGAAAAAGGAAAAGAAGAAGAAGAGUGAAGCUGAACGAAAAGCCAAGAAAGAGCAAAAGCGGAAGGAAGCCCUCGAGAAAGGAGCUAUUCCCAUGGAGAUUCACUUGGAUAGCGAUUCCUCUGCAGAAGACGAGUCGUCACCGACAGCAGCAUCCCAUGCACGGUUCACGCCCACGAUAAACCCCGGCAGAAUAUAUCGCAGAUGUUGCCAGUUGCGCGAAACGGAUAUUCUGACCAAGGUCACACUUCAAUUACCGAAGACGACUGGGAUUCGGGCGGAUGGUAUUGUCGAGAAGUUGGACCUCUCUGGAUACUAUCUGUCACUCCCUGACCUCAUAACGCUGGGAGACUUCUUGGCUGUUGUUCCAGUGAAAGAAGUCAAUUUGGCAGACUGCGGGUUGACAGACGAAGGGAUACGCGUUGUUCUCGCCGGCUUACUUGCUGUGAGGAAGUCCAAUGCCAGACAACGCAAGUCCUUGACGAGGCCAGUGGAUUUGGCGCCACAAGGUGGGGUCAUCGAGACACUCGUCCUCAAAAACAAUAAGAUUGGGACCGAAGGAUGGAAACAUGUCUGCCUCUUUAUUCACAUGUGUCGGUCUAUCAAAUGUCUUGAUCUAUCGAGCUUACCGUUCCCAACUCCAGCGGAACAGCCCAAGACACCGCUGAACCACCACCAAUUUCACCUUCAUCACCACGGACCCAAUGCGCUAGCUCCUCUCGACAUGUCACUACUACUUUCCAAGUCUAUUGGAGAACGUCUAGCUGGCUCGGAACUGGAACUCCUCAACCUCGGCUCUACUGGAUUGUCUGCAAACCAGCUUGGAGCCAUAGUCGAUGGAGUUCUCAAAUCGGGCGUAUCAAGGUUCGGGCUUUCUCAUAACAACAUUGAUGCCCAGGGAGUGCAACAUGUUGCGAAGUACCUUGGGAGUGCAAAUUGUCAAGGUAUAGAUCUCGGGGGAAAUGACCUGAGAGACCAUCUCGAGACCAUUGCUGGGGCUAUUCAUGACGAAGAACAACUUUGGGCAAUGAGCCUGGCAGGCUGCAAUCUCAAACCAGCCUCAUUGUGCAAGCUGCUCCCGAAAUUGGUAAAGUUGCCCAGUUUCAAGUUUCUGGAUCUUUCACACAACCACGAACUCUUCGCAUCAGAACCCAGUGCCAUCAAAUUGCUCCGCAGAUAUCUUCCUAAGAUGGACAAUCUGAAGAGGCUCCAUCUUGCUGAUGUCUCGUUGUCCUCUGAGCAGGCCAUUGCGCUGGCCGAAAUCUUGCCGGAAGUCAAGACGCUUGCUCACAUCCACCUACUUGAGAACCCUGACCUUGUUGCUCUUGCUGAUGCCAGGACUGAGGACAUGCAAGAAGAAUCCUGUGCAUUAUAUGCCUCUUUACUAGCAGCUGUUAGGGUGUCGAAGACUUUGAUCAAGAUCGACAUUGAUGAUCCAACUACUGAGUCAGGCGAAAUCAUGAAGGCAAUGGCGAAUCGCAUCGUCGCGUUUUGCAUGCGAAACCUGCAGGGAGUGCCGGACAUUCGGGACUCGACUACCGGCGAGUCGGUGCAGAAGCUCGAGAAGUUACCGGACGUGCUUCGCCAUCUGGUUGGACAAGACGAUGACGACUGGCCUGUGGUGGAAAUGGAUGACGGUUCUGAGCCAGCACCCGACGAGGACUAUGUCAUUGGCGGCACGGGCGUUGCCAAGGCGCUGGCUUGUGUCCUUAAGAACCGAGGUGACGAUUUCCGGCGACAGUCGGGCGAUUUCACGAGAGAACUCGCAAGUGGGACGACAACACCUCGAACGCGCUCUCGAACGCGUUUACCCCCUGGAAAGGCGAAAGACGUGUCCAAACACUUGCUGGCUACGGCGAGGAAGAUUCGUAUACGGCUGCAACCAGCGCUGGUCAAGGCCAAGGCUUCUGCCAAUGAGGACAUGAACAACUAUUAUCGCCUGUUAUUCCUGGACCAGACAAUUGAGGGUAUGAUCAAACGUUUCGAGGACGAAUUUCCGGACACUCGGGAGACGGCGUCAAAACCCUUGCCUGUGCCGGAUCGCCCGGAUCGUGCACCUCCCGCAGUCCCCAAUCUUGGCACUUCUCUUUCAUCGGUCGAGGCAGAUCACCUUCACUUGUCAGAUACCGAGGAUAUAGAAACGGAACUACGCCCACCACCCCCAGCCCGUUCCAAUUCCACCAUGUCUCACACCUCGAAAGCUUUUGCCGAAGAAGAGGGUCGCGCGCUCCGUGCGGGCCACAAAUUCCGCCGAAGCUUCCUCACGCAGGAACAGUUCAACAUCCUCAACAGUUUUGACACUCUUGGGAAUGACCCAAGCCACGUACGCAUGAUAACCGGAGUCAUGGAUGACCUCAUGGAAGACGAUGAACAUAUUAGGAAGCGUGUCGAAGAGGUUGGACCAGUGAGAGCCUUCGAAGAAGACAAAGACGGUGUAUGGAAACGUCUGCGCGAUAAGGACCCGCAGUACUGGGAUAGAUUUCUCGAGAGUCAGGAGAAAGCCCAGGCUAAUAUCAAGGUCGACCCGAACGCUACGAGAAACGACCCCACGUUGCACACGGGCGUCGUCGACGAAGCUGCCAUCGCAGAUUAG